Messenger RNA from Ogataea haglerorum, 1998 nucleotides. RefSeq lists its product as uncharacterized. NCBI's taxonomy places the organism in Eukaryota, Fungi, Ascomycota, Pichiomycetes, Pichiales, Pichiaceae. The transcript is spliced from 2 exons. Gene Ontology annotation, biological process: protein import into peroxisome matrix. The record is from RefSeq and is a predicted model, not a curated record. Gene Ontology annotation, cellular component: cytosol. The coding region runs from base 1 to 1998 and encodes 665 amino acids.
AUGCUCAAGUUCUUUUCUCAGUACUCUACCUGUGACGUUUCCGAUGCACUUCUCAAGUAUGGUGUCUCUAACGGCGGCUUCUUUCCUAACCUGACUCGUUUCAGCACCAGCGGUGCCACAAUGGCAGGUAAAGCCUACACUGUUCUUUUUGCUGCGCGGGACGACCCAAAUUACGAGGAGAUUAAAGGCGGAUAUAUCGAUAAUUUGCCUGAAGACGCAGUCUUGGUGAUCGGAUUGACUCCAGAGCUGCAGAAGCUGGACGCACCUUACGUCAAGAUCAACAAUGCCCUUUAUGGUGGCCUCAUGUCCGCACGUGCAAACUACCUGAAGAGCCCCGGAACCGUAGUUUUCGGUCGGAUCAGGGAUUUAAAAGAGCACCAAGACCUCGAGAGGAAUGUGUUUGCUUACGGCUUGGGCACUGCAGCGCACGCCCCGGUGGUUAAACUUGCCGGAAUCAACGUGCCUCUCAAAAUCACCUUAGACUCUCAUCCGGAGCCUUAUCAGGAAACUAUAAACCCCGGUGAUUAUAUAAUCGGGGAUGAAAACGGCGUGGUUAGAGUUGAUCGAUCGGGCGACCUGGCCCAAAAAUGCAUAGAGUAUAUUCCUAAUCGGGUUGCUGCUGACCAGUUAGUAGCCGAGGACAUCCAGGGCGGAGCCAAGUGCAAUGAGGCUCAAAAGCGCAGAAGAGCUGAAAAAAUAUUUCCUAUUUACCUCAAUUCCAUGGUUGUUGACACAACUUACUAUGAUCUUCUGGAGGUGACUCCGACAGCUACUGAUCUGGAAAUCAAGAAAAGCUAUAGGAAGCUGGCAAUCAAGUAUCAUCCCGACAAGAACCACGGCAAUGAGGAAGCCGCAGAAAUAUUCAAAAAGGUCAGCGAGGCGUACCAAAUCCUGAGUGAUAAGCAGUUGCGAGCCAAGUACGAUCAGCAUGGACUCAGUGAGGUGCGGGAGAGCAGCGAAAUGGCCGAUCCCGAGCAAUUUUUCGACCAAAUUUUUGGUGGCGAGGCAUUUCUGGAUUACAUUGGAGAGCUCACGUUGUUCAAGAAUUUAUCGAAACAAUAUGAACUGGAGGCUGAGGAGGAGGCUCGUCAGAAUGCAGCUCUUACUGGUAAUCUAAGACUAGAAGAUGGGAAAUAUGCAGAUUUGAGCGAGGAGCAAAAGCUUAAGAUGAUGAAGAAAGAACAAGAAAGAGUGAAGAAAGAGGAGCAGGACAGGUUGGACGAGGAGAGCAGGCAGCGCAAGGAAGAGAUCAAAAAGGAACUGGUGAAGAAGCUCAUUGCUAAGCUUUCGUUGUACACAGAAACAGACAAGUCGGACGAUAUAAUUCGCUCGUUCAAGAGCAAGUUCCAACUGGAAGCCGAGAACCUCAAAAUGGAGUCUUUUGGCUUGGAGAUUCUCCACACGAUAGGUUCUAUAUACAUUGCAAAGGCCAAUAUCUUUAUGAGAUCCCACAGGACGUUUUUGGGGCUUGGUGGUUGGAUGGGAUCUCUGAGAGAAAAGGGAGGAAUCAUCAAGGAUACAUUUAGGACUAUCAGUAGUGCUCUUGAGGCACAAAGCACGAUGCAGGAGCUUGCGAAAAUGACCGAGAAGCGGGAGCAAAUGCAAAAGAGCGAGGAAGGUGGUGACGAGACGUUGGACUCUGGGGAAAAGAAGGACGAAGGAAACGAGAACUCAAAGGAUGCCAAAAAUGCCAAAACGGCCCAGGAGGAGAUACCUUCAGAUGAAGCUGUGGCGGAGAUGGAGAAGCUGCUCAUCGGUAAGAUCAUUGCUGCUGCAUGGAAAGGUUCGCAUCUGGAAAUCUCGUCUACCAUCCGAGACGUCGUUGACUCUGUGCUGUAUGACAAGAGUAUCAAUACCGCAAAAGCCCUUGAGCGUGCUGAGGCUCUAAAGAUGAUUGGAGAAAUAUUUAAGAACACUCAGCGAUCGAAGUGGGAGGCUGAGGAGGCCCGUAUCUUCGAGGAGCUCGUGGCCGAGGCCACCCAGAAACGCGCUAAAUAA